Phaeodactylum tricornutum CCAP 1055/1 is the source of this 1723-nucleotide messenger RNA. RefSeq lists its product with no specific name. The record is from RefSeq and is a predicted model, not a curated record. Gene Ontology annotation, biological process: protein phosphorylation. Lineage: Eukaryota; Bacillariophyta; Bacillariophyceae; Surirellales; Neidiaceae. Gene Ontology annotation, molecular function: ATP binding; protein kinase activity. The transcript has a single exon. The coding region runs from base 1 to 1494 and encodes 497 amino acids.
AUGGCUCCUUGCAACACGGAGCCCAUACCGCUUCACGAAGGCGUGACAUCGCGCCAAUUGAACUGGCGGCAACAAAGCCUCGUGCGACGAGCUGUUUCCUUUGUGCAGGACGAUCUCCAGCAUGUCUUGAGUUUUUCCCCCUUUCUCCGCUCUCCACCCCAUCACAACCAGAGCGCCCUUUUGCAUCGAACCGAGAUUCAAACAGGCCAACUUUUGGGCUACGGUGGUUUUUCGGAAGUCCAUGAAAUCGUUGGAUUUGCCCUGAAUCCAAGCGUGUCUCACCAAUUGACACCCUUUCAGCAAAGAGCUCGCCUACUGUUACAACGUCAAUGUAUAGAUCCAGUCACAGGACGGGGUCGUUACGCGAUCAAACAUUUGCAGGCACGAUUACUGGAGAAGAAUUCCGACGAAUUUGCCCAUGCGGCAUCAGACUUGGCCGUGGAAGCCCAAUAUCUUGGCGCCAUUGAACACCCGCAUAUUUUGUCAGUCCGAGGACUUCCAAUUGAAGGUAUUCACGCGCUAGCAGACGGAAAGCACGACGCAUUUUUCAUAGUCACCGACCGCUUGGAAGACACUCUCGAUAGACGGGUUCAGAGUUGGCAAACCAGAGAUGCAGACGUUCUGUACAAAGCCGAGUUGGCUCUUCAGCUCGCCUCGGCUUUGGAAUAUUUGCAUGAACGAAGGAUUGUAUUCCGGGACUUGAAACCCCAAAACAUUGGAUUCACGUCAGAUGGUACCCUGAAGCUAUUUGACUUUGGUCUGUGUCGCGAGCUGCCCUCGCCCGAUCUUACUUGUUUUGCGGACGUUUACGAAGUCUUUAGCAUGUCGGGAGUCGGCACCCGCCGGUACAUGGCACCGGAAGUUGCGAACGAAGGCAAGUACAACUGCAAGGCGGAUGUCUACGGUUGGAGUAUGGUAGUAUGGGAAAUGUUGAAUACCUCGAAACCAUAUCCUACAUAUUCGCUUGAAGAUCACAAACAGCGGGUUUGUAUAGAAGGCGAACGACCUCCCAUCAAUCGGUCGUGGCCUUUGCAGCUUCAAGGCUUACUAACGCAAGCCUGGACACCGUUGUUGCCUGAACGAUUGACUUCACGAGAAGUCUGUGGUAUGUUACACGGUACGAUCAAUUCCAUUAAAUUAUCUUUAUUGUUGGAUUCGCCGGAGUCUCCGAUUGCGGUUGCGGAGUCGGCUUGGGCUAUUGACCACACUUCAACUGCUAUCACAUCGAUGUCCUCCUCUUGGGGCCUCGCCAAAGCCAGUUGCUCUCCCGACAGUAUACGGCUCAGCUUGCCUCCAGAUCUUUUGAAUGCUUCGUACUCCUCAGACACUUGCAGUUUGUUGGAUAGAAGCUUGAUGGCCUUGACUGUCUCUUCCAGCUCGUCCAUGGAAGGGUUUGAAGUGACCUCCACGGCAGAACCUUAUCAGCAUCAUCAGUUUCCCUCCCAAGAUGAAACGUAUUGGGGCCGCAACAAAUUGGUGCAAUACCAUUUCUAACCGCAUGUGCCAUUGAGUGUAAGAAAAAGUACAUUAGUAUCUAGUCCUUGUACAAAUAUAUAUAAUUAAAGCCGCUCAUUUUGUUUACACUACACAUUCGACAUGAACUAAUUGAUGUGCGGAUCUCCCGAUAAUAAGUCACUAUAGUAGCCCCAGAUGAGAUCAAUGUGGCCGUAGUGAUCGGCGUCAACGGGAUUAAGGAGAGAAGAGUAUUUCUGGUCGGGCAUGG